AUCAUGCGCUCGGUAGCUAUUUAAGCUGGUAGAGAGGAAUGGGCCGAGUCUUGGGGGGAUACAGUUCUGCAGAGAGAGAGAGAGAGAGAGGAGCAACAUGCACAGUCAGAGCAUGUGGAAAGCAAGUAUCCUCGUGGUGACCCUGUGUGCCAGCCUAUCACUGGCCCAGUUUCCCCGGGAGUGCGUAACACCUGAGGGGCUACAGAGUGGCCAGUGCUGCCCGUCCCCGACAGGGCUGGCAGGGGACGAAUGUGGCUCCAGUACAGGAAGGGGACAGUGUGUGUCCAUUGCAGCCGACAACAGGCGCCAUGGCCCCCAGUAUCCUUAUGCUGGGCGAGAUGACAGAGAGAGGUGGCCGCUAAGGUUUUUCAACCGCACUUGCCAGUGUAAUGGGAAUUUCACUGGCUUUAAUUGUGGCCAGUGCCGACACGGGCUAAUCGGACCAAACUGUGAUCAGAGGGUCUCCGUGGUGAGGAGGAAUGUCAUGCUUUUAAGCUCUUCUGAGAAGCAAGCAUUCGUAAAUGCUUUAGACCGAGCUAAGAGGACGGUCCACCCUGACCUGGUCAUCUGUACAAGACGGUACGAGGAGGUGUUUGGGCCUGAUGGCAACACCCCACAGUUUGAGAACGUCACUAUUUACAACUACUUUGUUUGGAGCCACUACUACUCUGUCAGCAAAACCUACCUGGGGCCAGGCCAGACCAGCUUUGGAGGUGUAGACUUCUCUCAUGAGGGCCCGGGUUUUGUCACUUGGCACCGUUUUCAUCUUCUGCAACUGGAGAGAGACAUGCAGGACAUGCUGGGUGACCCCACUUUCGCCCUCCCCUACUGGAAUUUCGCCAUCGGUGGGAGCGACUGCGACAUAUGCACAGACGACCUGGUGGGAGCAAGGAGCACCUUUGACAUCAACUCCAUCAGUUCUAACUCCGUGUUCUCCCAGUGGAGGGUUAUCUGUGAGAGCGUGGACGACUACGACUCUUUGGGCACCGUGUGCAACAAUACAGAAACAAGUCCCAUCAGAAGGAACCCGGCAGGCAACGUGGCACGACCCAUGGUGCAGAGGUUACCGGAGCCCCGGGACGUGUUGGACUGUCUGGAGCUCAACGCGUUCGACACUCCACCUUAUUACUCCACCUCAUCUGAGAGCUUCAGAAACACCAUUGAAGGCUACAGCGCCCCUCAGGGGACGUACGACCCAGUGGUCCGCAGCCUCCACAACCUGGCCCAUCUCUUCCUUAACGGGACGGGCGGACAGACUAACCUCUCACCCAACGACCCCAUCUUUGUCCUGCUGCACACCUUCACUGAUGCAGUCUUUGACGAGUGGCUCCGCAGGCACCAGCCGGGUGAAGUAGUGUACCCAGAGGAAAAUGCUCCUAUUGGGCACAACCGCAGGUUCAACAUGGUUCCUUUUUGGCCUCCUGUCACCAAUGAGGAGAUGUUUGUCUCUGCCCCAGAAAAUCUGGGAUACUCCUAUGAGGUUCAGUGGCCAGCUCGUGCAUACACCCUGUCUGAGAUCAUCACCAUAGCUAUUGUUGCGGCCGUCCUGGUGGUGGCGCUGAUGGGCGGCGUUAUUGCCUGUGCUGUGCGAGCCCACUCCUACCGUUCAGUUGAGGCUUUGGAGCCACUGCUGGGAGAGACUUUCAGACGCUACUCAGAAGAUGACCACAGAUUGGGCAAAUCACAGUCUGUUGUCUAACUCCAUGCCUUUCUACUGAGGCCUUAACAUGUCUGUGCAUUUGUUUUGUUUUUUAAAUACCUCCACUUCUAAUAAAUUUGAAGUGAUGUUAAAUCCA
Solea senegalensis (Senegalese sole) is the source of this 1796-nucleotide messenger RNA. It is a transcript of the gene tyrp1b, whose product is annotated as tyrosinase-related protein 1b. The coding region runs from base 98 to 1699 and encodes 533 amino acids. The transcript is spliced from 9 exons. Lineage: Eukaryota; Metazoa; Chordata; Actinopteri; Pleuronectiformes; Soleidae. Gene Ontology annotation, cellular component: melanosome. Gene Ontology annotation, molecular function: oxidoreductase activity. The record is from RefSeq and is a predicted model, not a curated record. Gene Ontology annotation, biological process: melanosome organization; melanocyte differentiation.